GAAACAAUAUGGCGACGCACAGACAGUGUUUGUUUUGAUUAGUAACUCAGGCUGAUGUUUGUUGUUGAAAAGAUAGUAAAGAAGUUACAGAAUGGCAGAACAUGACAAGAAAACACAACAAGGAGCAACAAAUUCUGAAAAUGAUGCACAGGCAGUGAACCCAGAGGAAUUGAGAGAAAGACGAUUAGCAUAUUUUCAGUCAAAAUCUGCAUCAAAGCAACUUGUUAAAGAUGGCUAUUCUCGUGAUGAUGCUGUUUCGAAACCUUUAAGGCAAGACAAAAUAAGAGAGGAUGAUACUAAGCCUAAAGCACCAGAUAAAUUUGGGAAUCCCCAGUCUUCUAUUACUGACAUUGUUGCAGGCAUUGGUCUAGAAGAGGAAUUUUCCCGUCAAGACUACAGAGUAAAUUCCCCACUUAAAGAAGUAAAACUUAAACCAACUAGAUGCACCUUAAAAACUGAAAUUACCAGACCACCUGAAUGUUCUGAAAAUCCCAGUCAUCAGAGAGAUUUCAAGGUACCAGAAUUAAUACAAGAUCAAGAAUUUGAUGAGAAAAUUAAACUACACCCUGCUGCCAGAAUAAAUCCUGAUAAUUUACCACUCACUUCUCUCCAAGAAUCCCAGAAUUUGGAUUCAGUAUCAGUAUUUCAGAGUGAAGCUGAUUUGGAGAGUUUAGGACUUUCCACUCAUCGCCCUGCUUCUCCCCCAUCGACAGUUUCUGUUCUAGACAAAAGAUUAAAUGGAGAUAACCCCAUACUAGAUGCUUCUGAAAUUAAAAGUCUGUUAGGAGAUGAAAAGUAUGAAGAGUUUCUCCAGAAAUCUGUAAAAGACAUUAAUGCUCUUUAUAAGCAUAAAACCACAGAAACAUCACCACGUCUGCUUGACCAGACAGCAUCAGUUUUAGCUGAACAGACAGCACCAAAUACUACAGAAUACAAUGUCAUCAAUUCAGAUAAAAAUACAAUUAACUUUGUUCACAACAAUAUAAACAAAAAUUCUGGCACACCGACAAGACAGCAGGUGUCUUUACAACCAGAACAAAGUUAUAAAAACAUUCACAACCUUGAACAAGAAAUUGAUAGAGGUCAAGAAUCACGAAAUUAUGAUCAGGUGUUGGUUUCUAGAAAUGUUACUUUCUCAGCUGAUGAAAUCUAUCGACAAGCUUAUGGACCAAUUCCAAUAGACCCAAGAAAUGCUCAUCAACAAAUGGCAUCUUCUCCACCUUAUAAUGUGAUGAUUAGUCCAAGACAACAGAAUUAUCCUAUGGCGAUGAAUGUACAAAAUUAUCAACAAGUACCAACUGGAAUGUGUAUGUAUAAUGGACAAGGGGAUUACUUCAUGUCACCAAAUUCUCCAGUAUCACCCCAAGCAUCUUUUUUCCAACCCUAUUUUCCUCGCAACUGUUCACCUUCACCACCACAAAGACAGUUUGUGUACCCUGGUGUGAUGGGUUCAAGCCCACCUGGUCCUACCCAUGGGUACCAUAAAUAUCAACAACAACAUGCUUACAACACAAACAACUCUAAUCAGUACCAAGUAUACCUUCCUCAUCCUCCUCAUCCACCUCCUCAAUAUCAUACUCAACACCAACAUACUACUCAACAUCAGCACCACCAGCAUACCAUUCAGUAUCAACACUCUAACCAUCAAGCCUAUGGUGGUUCAUCUGGUUGGACAGGAGCUCAGAAUAGAAAUCAGUACAACAGCUACUCGGGCAAUACUAAUUUCAAGCAUACCAAAGAUACCAACAUUCAAAAAGAAGCUAUGAUAAAACACAAGGAGACAAAAGUGGAAUCAGCAUCCCCUUCCCAUAAACAAUUAGCAAAAAUGCCAAGUGAAAGUGAUAGAACAAAGAAUCAUAUAAAGGAAGACACAUCACUUAGACACAAAGAAGCUGUUAGGCAAUACCAUGAACAAAGAAGAACUCUUCAGGAAGAUCAAGUUGACCAAAAAUCACCAGUAAAAAUCAAACCAAAUUCUUAUGCUGCCAGCUCUUUAAAUCGAUACUUCUCUUCUUUAGAAAAUUUAAAUGCCAAAACUGAAAAUGACAAUGAUGACAAUUUGACUAUUGUAACAGAAACGUCUGGUGUUACAGCUACUAGUGUGAACGCUGGGGGUAUUACAGAUAGAAUAGAAAAGUUAGGGAUUACAAUUCCUAACCUUAAACCUAAAGAUGCUUUAGCUGAUGAGUCAUCUGCUAAAUUAGAAAAGAAAUAUAAGAUAUGUCCAGAAUGUUCCACAACAAACAAAGAUUACAUGACAUGGUGCUCUGAAUGUGGGGAAGUCCUCAUAGGUGUCAGAACAAUCACUUCCAAAAAGAAGCAAUCGAAAGGGACAGAAAGAACUCAAAGGUUACCAAAGAAGGAGAAGAAAUCUGUAAAAGAUGCUACCAGUACCCUUCAUGCAGAAUUAGAUAAAAUAGACAAGAAGGAAAACAGUCAUUUUCAGAUUAAUGAUAAGUCUAACAUAAAAUCAAUCAUUGAUUCUCCAUUGAAACCACAACCAACCUUUGAACAAGUCAAAGAAGCUGAGAAGAUCAUUGAAAGAAAUUCUCCAAGAACUGAUGAUAAACCCAAAUUUGAUCCUAAAUUUUACAGAACGGAUAAAGACAUCAAUGAUAUUUGUGAAGUGAUUACAGAUCCAGUUAUUCGAGGUUAUAUCCGUUCUUACUUCAAGAAGAAAACAGGAUCAGCAUUGGCAGAAGAAAAGAGCUGUGCUAGUAGUGUUCAAGAUCACCCAGAUAAGUUGGAAGAGUCUACAAAACUGUUGGUAGUGUCUCCGGAACAUCUGGAAGAGUCUCCGGAACAUCUGGAAGAGUCUCCUGAUACAAUAGAAGUAGAAGAGGAACCACAACAAAGAACUCAGCCAGAUGUUGACCUAGAUUUGAACUGGUCCAAUAACACUAGAGCUUUUAAGUCUGCUGCCAUUAGUACCCAGGCCAAAAGUCAACAUUUUAGGAAGAAGAAAGAAAAUGUUGAUAGAGAAACAAAACUUCAAGCAAAGGAAGCAGAACAAGGAACACAACCAGAAGUAUCUCUUGAUCUAAACAUGUCUAAUAGCACUGCUGCUCUAAAUGAUGCUUCCACUAGUGCCAAGGUAAAGGGUACAAAAUUUGGAAAGAAGAAGGACAAUGUUGAAAUAGAUAUAGAAGUAUUUGGAAUGGAAGAAAGUAGAGAAUCGAAGAGUUCCAUAAUUCCUGUUGUUCCAUCUUUAAAUCUUGCCUCCAGUAGUGAUGAAGAUGAACCUCAUAAUAGAGAUGUGAUGGUUGAUUCAUCUGUUGACACUGAUGUAUUUCAGGCAGUUAUGGAUUCCAAGACUAUAUCGAAUGGUAUUGUAAAAGAUAAAGUUCCUGAAAAAAGCAAUUUUCUUGCCCAGAUUUUAGGACCAAAAGGAUCAACUCCUAAGAAGGUAGGGACAAGUAAAGAUGUUUCCACAAGACCAAAGAAAAAAGUGGUGCCUAGCAAAGUUUCAGAGUCUGUGAACAGUUUGCCUCAUCAACGUCGUUGGGAAAAAUCGAAUUUAGCAUGGUCAGCAAUUCAUCCAAAAGAGAUAAAUCUGAAAUCGAGUGUCAGUAUGCCUAAAGCCAGGAUAGGAUUUGCUAGUAAAGGUAGAGCAGUGUACAGUUUGGAUAAUUUUGGUUCUUUUGAUAUGAACAGCGUUAAUCAAUGCACUCAAUCCACAACAGAUGGUCAUCAGAAGAAACAAAGACCAGCCAGUGCUGAUCUUUAUAAAAGAAAAGUACAACAGCAGAGACCAAUGAGUGCCCAAGUUCGACCUAUCAGUGCCCAGGUAAGACCUACUAGUGCCCAGGUAAGACCAACAACAGCUCAGAUGCGACCGAAUUAUAGUAAACAAAUUCCUGCUCAUUUACAAUCAGAUAAUGUUGAUAUUGAUGAUGACGUACUUGAGGAUUUUAAUGAUGAAUAUGUGGAUGUUCCUAAUGUUGAUGAUCACAAUCCUAUCAACAUGCCCACCAUUGUUGACCACCGUCUGCCCACUCAGGUAGCCAGAGUUAUCUCACAGUCAGUGAAUCUAGUUCCAGAAACUUCAGUAACAGCCUAUAAUAAGUACAUGGAAAUGACACCAAGAAUACAGGAAGGAAAUUUUUCACCAUGGGUGUGUAUGCCAGAUGAAAUAUGGCUUCAUAUAUUCUCUUACUUAAACCAUGUAGAUUUGAAGAAUUGUGGCCGUGUCUGUCAGCAAUUCCAUCGAGUGGCUCUUGAUGAAGUUUUAUGGAAGUAUAUUGCUGUAAAGAAACAACAUAAUAUAUGUGAUAUUUGGUUACAUGAGAUAGGUAAACGUCAUCCUAUAUCACUAGCUUUGAUACAAUGUCAUGGGGAUUUUAUUACUAUAGAAGGUCUGUGUGACAUGUUUAAAGAAUGUUCAGAAACUCUUCGGGAAUUGAAUUUCACGCGAUGUAGUCGAGGUGGUUUGACGGGAGAUAAUAUUUUACUCAAUGCAGCCAUCAUGUGUCAUAAUCUAACACAUAUUGAUGCUAGCUGGUGUCAUGUCACUGAUAAUGCUUUAUUAGCUAUAGCAGAAAGCUCAAAUAGAUUAGAAAGUGUAUGUUUAAAUGGUUGUCAAGUUAUAUCAGAUAUUGGUUUAGAAGCUUUAAUAAAGAAACAUGGAGGAAGUUUAAGAGUGCUAGAAAUGUUUGGAUGUUUUAAUAUAAGUCAAAGAGGUCUUCGUUUCAUUGCCAAUAACUGCAGAAAUCUAUACACUUUAAAUCUUGGACAGUGUUAUAAGCUGACAGAUUCUUGUAUGACACAGAUAUCAGCUAAUUUAGGUCGAAUAGAAAACCUAGAUUUACGGGGUUGCAAACAGAUUAGAGACAAUUGUGUGAGAAAAAUAGUACGCAACUGUCCGAGAUUAAAAACCUUGGUGCUGGCAAAUUGUCCAAAUAUUUCAAAUGAUGCUAUGGUGGAAGUGGCCACCUAUUCCAUGGAUAUCAGGAACCUGGAUGUAUGUGGUUGUAGAAAUAUAAAUGAUAUCAGUAUUAGAAAUAUAACCAAUAAUUGUUUGAGAUUAACAGCUUUGGAUAUUAGUUCUACUGGCUGUUCUACGGCAAGUGUAAAUAUGCUAGCUAAUUAUGGUAAUCGGUGUUUGGAAUCGGUAAAACUCAACUUUUUAACAGACGUAACAGAGGCCAGUCUAUUAAGAUUAGUCAAACAUUGCUCAAGAUUAAAAAUACUUCAUCUAUAUGGCUGUUCUAGUGUUAGAAAUAUUUACAAAUUAAUUACGAUAAAUAAAAACCUGGAUGUUGAAAUGUAAUAGAUAUAUAAAGGGCCUAAUAUAUUUUAUAUUGUACAUAUAGAUAUUUAAAUUAGGCCAUAUAAAAAAAUAUUCUGGUUCUCAGAUAAUCCCGUGUCACUUCAAAAGGGCCGCAUCACCUGUUUUUAUUUUAAAAAAUGAAAAAUAAAAACAGGCUCAUUGAUGACAGCAUGUAAGUAUUUUAUUCUGAUUACAAAAAGUAGAAUUAUAGAAAAAUUUGAAUGAAUCCAUAGGCUCAUUUAUCAAGUACACAACCCUGAUAAAGUUAAUGACAAUCAAAUAAUACUGGAUAAUAAAAUAUCCUAUAAACAAAAAUUUGUUGUUAGCCAAGUAGUGAUUCUUUGACAAAAUAAAAACCAGAAUAUUUGUUUAAUAUGGCGUUAUUAUAUAUCAUUUUUUGUAUUUCUAAAAUCUGAUAUAUUUUUUUUUGAAAACAUUGAUUAAUUUAGAGAAAAUAAAGUAUGACGCCGCGACUACUGUUGUUUAAAGAUUGGCCUAAAGUCAGUUACAUAACAGAUUGGGCAUUAAUAAAUGUAAAGAGACAGGACUGUACAUUCUAUAUUUAAAGACGCAUUAUGUAAGAGCUAAAUCUGCCUAUUGGAGGUCUUUCUUUUGGCUACAAUUAAUGUAACAUAAAUUAUUAAAUAAGACAUUUAUUCACAUAACAAGCCUAUAAUCAACUCUCUAGGUUAUCAGAUGGUCAUGAUUUUGAAUUGAUUGAAACAUGAUCACCAUUUAAUAAUUAAACUUAAAAAAUAUAAUCCUGUCUUUGUUUAUUAUGGUAACAAUGGUACUGGAUAAUCAAGACUAUAUUGUGAAAACUCCAAACACUGUGCUCAGAAGAAGGUCAUUUGACUGAAAUUUUCAAUAUAUUUUUGAAGCUAUAAUGACCAACUCUAUAUCUAAAUCUUACAUAAUGUAUCUUUAGGAUUCAAUGAGAUCAGCAACCGACCAAUCCGCCAUUUUUAAAUCCAAAUAGAAAAUCUGUGGAGGUUUUGUUUGAAAAUGAUUGUAGUAUGGAUAUAGUUCUAAAGCUGUUGAUCAAUGAUAGAUGUAGUUUGCUAAAUCAUAUUAUUGCUAAUGACUUACAGUGAACUAGAAUUUUGACAAGAAAUUAAUGUGACACUGUAAUGCAUUUUUAACAUGGAUGUAAUGCAAGCGUUAAUCCCUUGCUUUUCAGUAUUUAUAUCCCAAAUAUUGUCUUUUAAUAUGUAUCCAUUCCUUUUUAAUAUUAUACAAUCCUCUUGCAUAUUACAAUAAUAAAAUGUAACUUGAAUGUUUGAAGUCUGAAAAAAAUAGCCAUAAGACUAUAUGUUAUCAGUUGUCUGUUAUUAAAUUUAUUUAUUAUCUGCUGUCAUUUAUAUAAGUAUUUUUCUACAAUAUUUAUAUAUAUAUAUAUUUUUAUCACAGGUUUGUAUACAGAUUAUAAGCAUGUACACACAAAUAGACAUUUGUGGAUUUUUUAUUGUUUUCAUUAUAUAUGUGUACAAUACUUUUUUGCACUUGGUAGAACUGCAUAAAGUGGUACCAUACUUGACUUCUUAAUGCGUUUUUUGCUGCUAUUUGAUUUUUACUUCAGAUUUGAUGAUUUUAGCAGAUAUUUUGGACAGGUUGUCAUCACUAUAUUAACAGACCAUUGAUAGAUUUUAUACAAUUUGAUUUGGCAGGGUUUUUUUUGUAAACUUCCACCUAAAUAUUUUGAUUACUGUUUACAAAGUGAUAUGAAAGUUUAUAUGUUACAAUAUGUGUAUGAAUGGGUUUAUAAGGCAUGCUAGUAGGUUUCUAAUUUUUAAUUAUGAUAUGCAGGUUAUUAAGGAAAUUGUCUGAUUAUGUAUUGUAUGAAUAUAAUGACAUUUUAUAAAGCCAGUUAUUUACAAUUUUGAGUCGUCUUGACUCCAACAUAUGUUUGCAAUUUGCUAUAGAGGAAUAAAUUGCACUUGGGAUGGUUUGCUGGUUGGUUAAAUGGUAUUUUUCGAUUUGGCGUGAUUUUACUAUAGGCUCUACAAUUAACUUGUGGAUGUUAAAAUUAGAUUGCAUUUAAAAUUUGUAAUAAGUAUGUCAAACUAUGCUGAGAAACAGAAGUUUUAACUUUAAAUUUCUAUAAGUUUAAUAAACACCAGUUAAAACACCUCACUCUUUAAGUAGAGCAUAUCAAGUAUUUUCAAUAUUGAAGGUGAGUCUAUGGCUAUUUUGAUGAGUGUGAUAAUGCCUCUUUAAAAUGGAGUAAUAGAUAAUGAAAAAUAUAUAAUUAUUUUAGAGAUGGUGCCAUAUAGUAAUUAAUGUAAUAUUGAUUAGAGGGUAAAGGUUUUAAAUACAAAGAUUAUUUCCCUAAACAAAGUGGUUUAAACAUAUUUAUUUUAAUUUUUGUUCUAUAUUAUACAGUGAUGUACAGCUGUCUGAUAUCGAAAUUGAAAUCAGAAUGGAAUUAUGUAUCAACUUAAAAUUGUUAUGUUGUUAUAACAUGCUUAUUAUUAUUAUUUAUUGUUAAUUUAUUUUCAAAGAUACUGAAAUAAAACUGAAAAAAAUUAA
Molecule: messenger RNA, 7798 nt
Organism: Patella vulgata (common limpet)
Lineage: Eukaryota; Metazoa; Mollusca; Gastropoda; Patellidae
Exons: 15
Coding region: 92-5269 (1725 amino acids)
Biological process (GO): SCF-dependent proteasomal ubiquitin-dependent protein catabolic process
Cellular component (GO): SCF ubiquitin ligase complex
Molecular function (GO): protein binding
Source: RefSeq, a predicted model, not a curated record